CCAGAUGGCUCUGCCAUCACAAACGCCCUCACGUCGCCAUCUUUCCUUCUUGUUUAUCGCCGAUUUCGUCCACUUUCCAACACGAAACGAUGUCCAACAGCCGCAACGACUGCCGAAUCUACGUCGGGAAUCUGCCCCCGGACAUCCGCACCAAAGACAUCCAAGACCUGUUUUACAAAUUCGGCAAAGUUACAUUCGUCGACUUGAAAAACCGACGGGGACCUCCUUUCGCCUUCGUCGAGUUCGAGGACCCCAGGGACGCGGACGACGCCGUACAUGCACGGGACGGUUACGACUACGACGGCUACCGCCUCCGGGUGGAAUUCCCGAGGGGCGGCGGCCAUGGCAGCUUCAGGGGUGGCCGCGGCGGCGGCGACAGGGGACGCAGCUCCAGGGGGCCACCAGCUCGCAGGUCGCAAUUUAGAGUGCUUGUGACAGGGUUGCCACCGUCGGGCUCGUGGCAGGACUUGAAGGACCACAUGCGGGAGGCUGGAGACGUGUGCUUCGCGGACGCGUUCAAGGACGGUUCAGGCGUUGUGGAGUUUCUCCGAUACGAAGACAUGAAAUAUGCUAUAAAGAAAUUGGACGAUUCGAGGUUUAGGUCACAUGAGGGGGAGGUUUCGUACAUAAGGGUGAAGGAAGAUCGUGGGGGGAGUGAUAGACGGUCAGGGGGAAGGUCACGCAGUCGUUCAUAUUCGCCCCGUCGGAGGGGUUCCCCAACAUACAGUCCGGUCAAAAGGAGUUACUCCAGAAGCCGUUCUCGCUCCUAAUUUAAUCUACUCUACGGACUGGCCUUUUUGUAUAAUGUACGUAUCAAAAAAACCGGGGAUUUUUUUAAUUUGAUUGAUUUAAAAAAAAUGCAAGAGAAAAAAAGCGGUUGGUAACCCUGGAAUUUGUAUUUGUAAAUGUGGGUAUUUUAAUUCUUCUGACAUUCCUGGAAGAAUCGUUUUUUUCUCUCCUCCAUUCUUGUAAUUUUUUAGACUUAAAUUUUAUAAAAAUUUUCAAUUAGGUUAGAGUACGGAUAAGGCACUAAUAUGUAUUGUUUCUUUUUUCUGUUACCGUACAAUUUGCUGAGUCAAUCAGCGUUGGACUGGUUUUUGGAAAAAAUAAUAAAGUCGAUAGUAAAAUAAUAGACAAUAAAAUGUUAUCUUUGACACACCCGGAUGCAAGAGGAGUGGAUGAAUGUUGUUAGGAGGGAGUCUCAAAGAUCGUGGAGGAGGAUAUUUAAACUUUUAACACACUAAGCAUUGCAUUUUUCGGAGUGUUGAGAGGACACCACACAAUUAAAUGGCUCGGUAAAUAAGUUAUUCAAUUUUUCUAACAAUGAAACACAAUCAUUUCAAAAAAUUAACUGACACGUUUCUCAUUGAAAAAACAGUGUUUAAACGAGAUGUUUUGCAAUGCGAUAGGUCUCACAAACACGGGAUUUUGAUCUCCACUUCACCGGAAGGAAAGGACAAACUCCUAGGAUUAGGAUUUUUUAAAUAAAUUGUAGUAAUUUUCGGGGGAUUUUAAUACUUUUCCUAGGAUUUUGGCGAUGAAGUGGAUUUAAAACUGUUUGAGGAUUAGGAUAGGAUUACUAGGAUUAGGAUGAGUGUACCGGAAGGACCUCGUGGAUUUGUUCCCAGGUAUUUGAGACUUCUUUUUCGUUUUUUAUUAAUAUUUUUUUAUCAUUUUGCUUGACAAAAAGUGUGGCUUUUUGUUGUUUUCACAAUUGCAUGUUUAUUUCAAUAAAAAAUUCUCAACUACAA
This is a messenger RNA of Tribolium castaneum (red flour beetle), 1751 nucleotides long. It is a transcript of the gene SF2, whose product is annotated as Splicing factor 2. The record is from RefSeq and is a predicted model, not a curated record. The coding region runs from base 90 to 770 and encodes 226 amino acids. Gene Ontology annotation, cellular component: cytoplasm; nucleus. Gene Ontology annotation, molecular function: mRNA binding. Lineage: Eukaryota; Metazoa; Arthropoda; Insecta; Coleoptera; Tenebrionidae. The transcript is spliced from 4 exons.